Messenger RNA from Fusarium mangiferae, 3951 nucleotides. RefSeq lists its product as uncharacterized. The transcript is spliced from 9 exons. Bases 1 to 3951 code for a protein of 1316 amino acids. The record is from RefSeq and is a predicted model, not a curated record. Gene Ontology annotation, biological process: protein localization to ciliary inversin compartment. Lineage: Eukaryota; Fungi; Ascomycota; Sordariomycetes; Hypocreales; Nectriaceae. Gene Ontology annotation, cellular component: ciliary inversin compartment. Gene Ontology annotation, molecular function: protein binding.
AUGCAAGACCCCCAAAAUAUCAGAGACGAAAGCAGUGGGCUUACGUCAAGGCCGAGUCAGAAUAACCCAGAAGUCUCGGACAUAAGUCUGCUAUGGCAAGGAGCUAUUGAUCGAUAUAAGGCGAUCACGGGUAAAGAGGUGGAUUUAGAACGCGCUACUAAUGUGCAGCAAGUUCUUGAAGCAAUAGAGGAUAAGGAAGAAAAGUUUAAAUGGCGUCGCCAUGAUGGCUCCAAGAUUGACAAGUUUAGGACGCUUGUCAAAGAGGCACUGGCCCCUAUUCAAUUGAUCGGGGACAUUGUAGUGAACGCAACAAAAACGGUGUAUCCGGCAACGGAGGCCAUAUUUGCCGCUAUGCGGUAUCUUAUAAGUGUCUCAAAAAGCGUUUCUGCAGACUACGACAAACUCGAAAACUUCUUUGAAGAUUUGCGAUCAUAUUUGACGCGUCUAAGCGUGUUAGAGCAUAAGAUUCCUGCAAUUGCGGAACUCCGAGCAGCACUUACCGAAGUUCUGGUAUCGACUCUAGUUCUGUGCGCUAUCUGUACGAGAUACCUGAAGACAAAACGCAUUGAAGUAUGUAUCUCUUUGCUUAUGAAUUUGGCAGUCAAGGCACUUAAAGCUCUUCUAUCCGGAGAGGACUCUGAGCUGAAGGAGGCUUACGAAAACCUCCGUAAGGCUGUUGAACGAGAGAGAGGAGUUGUCGAGUAUUGCAUUCUACUGGGAGUGGAACAGGGCAAGUUUCAUGCUCGAGCGGCUGCUACUGGCAUAAAUGAGAACUUGGCUCUGACGGAGCGUGUUGAACACAAGCUGGAGUACUUGACGGAGAGGUCAAACAGAAUGAACGGAUAUUUGGACUCCCACGAAGCAGUUGUUGAGCGGGAGAACCUUAUCAAAUGGCUUUCGAGUCUUGACUUUUGUGACAAACAGCGCAAUCUUUUCUCAAAGCACCAUGGCGAUACUGGAAAAUGGUUACUUGACUCCGAUGAAUUCCAAAACUGGUUCUCUGAGAGUGAUGAGAAAAGCGCUAUGCUAUGGUGUGCAGGAAAUCCUGGCUCUGGAAAGUCGGUCAUGAUGUCCACCGUCAUCAACUACCUCGAAGAAAGCACAAAGAAGGACGAAGUUGCAAUAGCCUACGUUUACUGCGAUUAUAAGGACAAGCGCACUCUUUCGGAGACCAACAUUUGGGCCAGCGUCAUUAGGCAGAUGGUAGAAGCGUGUAGUCAGCUACCGCCCGACAUUAUUAGUUUUCGAGACAAGUAUCUCGAAAAGAGAGCACUACCGAGCGACGAAGAGCGUAUGUCACUUAUCAGGUCUUUGUCCAAACGUUUCCGGAAGACGUUUAUUCUCAUUGAUGCGCUGGAUGAAUGCCCUGAAGAAAACAGAGACGCGUUCCUUCAAUUGGCCAGGGAUGUGGAAGCCUCUGCACAUCUGCUGAUAACCUCUCGAAUGAACCUGGACCUCACCGAAAGUUUUAACAAUCUCACACAAAUCACCAUCGCAGCUCGGUCUUCAGAUGUAGAGACAUAUCUCGAUGCCAAGAUGAAAGCAAACUCAAGAAUGCGCUCAUUCUUGGCCAGAGAUAAAGCUCUCAGGAAUGAUAUUAUCAAUAAUCUGGUCAAAAAGACUGAUGGGAUGUUCCUUCUGGCCCACCUACAGAUCGAAUAUUUAUGCGGUCGCUCUAAUCUCAGACAAGUUCGGUCAUCGCUGAAUUCUCUGGUUGGCAAACUAGAAGAGUUUUAUGACGCGGCUUGGCAGAGGAUAGAGAACCUUGAGGAGGGCGAUAGUCUAUUGGCUAAGAAGGCACUUUCAUACGUAUUCUAUGCCAAGAGACCACUGACUUCGGAGGAACUUUUCCAUGCGUUGAGUGUUGAACCCGGAGACCCAGAGCUUGAUGACUUGGCGUUUACUGAAAGGCAUAUUCUUCUGUCCGUCACGGCUGGCCUGCUCCAAAUCGGCGACAACACGGACGACGCGAGACUCAUCCACCUAACUCUCCAUGAAUACUUUUCGAAGCGUCAAGGUCGAUUCUUGGAACCGGAAACCCAACUCGCAAGAACUUGCCUGACCUAUUUGUCUUUCGAUGUCUUCAGUACCGGCCCUUGCGAAGCUGAACAAGAACUGGAUAAACGAAUGAGUGAUUAUGCUCUCCUCGGCUACGCCUCUCACCAUUGGGGGGACCACUUCGCGGCUGACCAAGAUGGUGAUGAUGUCGGGGAGAUCAUGGUUUUCCUAGAAGAUGAGAAAAGGUUGGCUUCUUCAAUGCAAGCUAUGUGCAUCCCCCGACAUCGCACCGCUGGUUGGCAUGAAGCCUUCCCAAAAGAAUUUACGUCGCUUCAUGCAGCUGCAUAUUGGGGCUUAUAUAAUGUUCUUGAGCCAGCUCUUGAGACUGGAGUUAGCAUUGAUCACCAAGAUAGCCACGGCAUGUCUGCACUUCAUCUAGCCUCACGCCGUGGUUUUGCAAAAAUGGUGCAAGCCUUUCUCCUCCGAGGCGCCGACACAGAUUUGAUGAACGAGCGAGGUGAAACUGCCAUGCUUUGGGCCGCCAGGAAUGGCCACGGUGAGGUGAUGGAACUCCUUAUCGCGAACGGUGCCGAUUCGACGAUUGAGGAUAACGAAUGUUGGACGGCUCUUCACUGGGCUGUGAUUAAUAGGCACGACAACAUGGUUUUGAUGCUCCUUGAUCAGUAUGCUCAAGUCGUGUCAGACAACUCGCAGACAAACAAAGCGCUGAUCUUGGCUGCUGAAGCGGGGAGUGUCGGGACCGUGGAUCUUCUUCUGCGUCUAGGUGCCGAAAUAGAUGCCGUCGAUGAGCAAGAAAGUCCUGCGCUGCAUUGGGCUGUCCCUGGAGGUCAUGAGCAAGCGGCCUCGGUUCUUUUGAAGAAUGGUGCGAAUCCUAACUCACGAGAUUGCUUUGAGAACACGCCGUUGCAUUGGGCGAUCCCAUACGAGGGAAUCACACGCCUGCUUCUUAGUAACGGAGCAGAUUCGAACUGCGUGAACGACACCAAUCAGUCACCUUUGCAUUGGAGUGCCCAAGCUGGAUUCCCCAAUUCAACAAGUGCCUUACUCGAAUAUGGAGGAGACCCCGAUGCACCAGAUUCUCACGGUGUCACCCCUUUACAUAUGGCAGUGAUGCAGGGCCACGGACCUAUAGUGGCUCAACUCUUACAUGCUGGGGCCGAUGCCAAUGCUCAAGAUGAUGAUGAGUGGACCCCACUACAUGCUGCCGUGGUAAGAGGUCACGACAACUUGAUCGAGUUACUGGCGAGCCGAGUGGAUAAUGCACCGGAGAUCUUGGAUAAGCUUCGGUCAGAACUAUCAGGCCAGGACCGCCGCAACAUACUCGAAGAAAUGGCCUCAAACAAAUCACAUGGAAGCAUAGUUGUGACGGGUCUUCGUACAGCCGUUAACAGCGGGUACAAGGAGAGAAUCGUCUCGUUGAUAGAAAGCGGCGCCGACAUUGACGCUCAGGAUCCGAUUGGUGAAAGUACUGCCCUCACACAGGCAGCCGAACAAGGACGCGCCGAUCUUGCUAGUCUUCUCCUGGAGAGCGGAGCAAAUCCCAACCAGCGAGAAAAGCAUGGUAAAACAGCUCUCCAAAUCGCAGCCCGCAAUGGACACGCCGAUGUUGUCGCCGCCCUAGUAGCUGGAGGCGCUGAUAUAGACGCUAGAGUACACGGAUGGACUCCUGUGCUCUUAGCAGCAAAAAAUGAGAGGUUUAAGGCUCUGGAAUAUCUUAUCAGGAAGGGGGCAGAUGUCAACUCGGUCGACUAUUGUGGACGGACAGCUUUACAUUGGGUUGCGAAGAAUGGUUGUAUGGCUUCGACUCACUUGUUGUUGGAAAUGGGGGCUGAUGCCAAGAAAAAGGAUCAUCUGGGAAAGACACCAUAUGAUUGGGCUAUGGAAGAACAGCACGGGUUUGUUGCUAGUAUGCUUCAGCCCUCGGAGGGUUGA